AUGUCGAAGAAGAUGGUGUUUCCGACCAAGAAGGAAUUGGCGGAGGCUAUGGCCACGUACACUGCCACUCUCUCCGCCAAGUUCUGCAAGGAGAGAGGCUGUUUCACCGUCGUUCUCUCCGGUGGUGACCUCAUCUCUUGGCUCAGUAAAUUGUUGGAACCAAAGUACCACGAAAGCAUUGAAUGGUCAAAGUGGCACAUUUUCUGGGUGGACGAUAGGGUUGUUCCAUGGGACCAUAAGGACAGUAAUUACAAACUCGCUAUGGAUGGGUUUCUUUCUAAGGUUCCAAUUCCAACUGGAAACAUCUAUGCCAUCGACCAAUCCUGUGCGGGCAUUGGUGAUGCCAAGGGAGCAGCAUUGCUCUACGAGGAGUGCAUCAAAAGGCUGGUGAACCAAAACAUCAUCCGCGCAUACAAAUCCUCAGGAUUCCCACAGUUCGAUCUCCAGCUCCUAGGAAUGGGUCCAGAUGGUCACAUGGCAUCUUUGUUCCCGGGACAUUACCACAUCAAUGAGAAGGCAAGUUUGGUAACUUAUAUCACCGACUCCCCAAAACUGCCUCCAAAGAGAAUCACCUUCACUUUACCGGUCAUUAACUGUGCUUCCUACAACCUCAUGGCCGUGUGUGAUGAGGCUCAGGCCGAUGCGGUCGCAGAGGUUUUCAACGACAACUACAACUUGCCCGCAACUUGGCUCACAGCCGCAGAAGAAGCCAUAUGUCGGUUUAGGCGGCUGAGAAAUGGAACCGUAAAUCUCACUUGUUCUUCCUCUUCUUCCGCGUCUCGUUUUGAGUCGUUAUCGGUUUCGUCGAUUGGAAGUGGAUCUAUCAGGAGACUCGCUGAUAGUCGGAGAAAGGUGCCGGCGGUGAGGAGCAUGGCUACGACGGCGGCGGAAAUUGGAAAGGAUGAGAAGAAGAGGGUGGAGAUUUUCGAGCUCGAGGAGAAUUUGGCGAUUGAUUUGGCCAAAUUCACAGCCGAUCUCUCCGACAAGUUUUGCAAGGAGAGAGGCGCUUUCACCGUCGUUGUCUCUGGCGGCUCCUUGAUCAAAUCUCUCCGGAAAUUAGUAGAACCCCCUUACGUUGAUUCAAUCGAUUGGUCAAGGUGGCAUUUUUUCUGGGUCGACGAGAGGGUUGUUCCCAAGAACCACGACGACAGCAACUACAAACUUGCAUAUGAUUGUUUCCUUUCCAAGGUUCCGAUUCCUCCUGGAAACGUAUAUGCAAUCAACGAGUCCCUCUCCGCAGAGGCAGCAGCGGAUGAUUAUGAGACAUGCCUCAAACAUUUGGUGAAGACCGGUACCCUCCGGGUAUCUGAAUCAACCGGCUUCCCCAAAUUCGAUCUCAUGCUUCUCGGUAUGGGCCCUGAUGGCCACGUGGCAUCGCUGUUCCCGGGACAUGGUCUCUGCAACGAGAGCAAGAAAUGGGUAACUUUUAUCACCGACUCUCCUAAACCGCCGUCUGACCGAAUCACCUUCACUUUCCCGGUUAUCAACUCCUCUGCGCAUGUAGCUCUGGUCGUCUGCGGUUCCGGGAAAGCCGAAGCCGUGCAGGCAGCUCUGAAGAAGACCGGGAGUGUGCCUGCGGGUUCUGUUAGUGCUGAAGACGAGCUGGUUUGGUUUCUUGAUAAACCAGCCAGUUCCAAGCUCUAA
Molecule: messenger RNA, 1644 nt
Organism: Thlaspi arvense
Lineage: Eukaryota; Viridiplantae; Streptophyta; Magnoliopsida; Brassicales; Brassicaceae
Source: the annotation of a GenBank genome assembly